This is a messenger RNA of Chelmon rostratus (copperband butterflyfish), 4412 nucleotides long. RefSeq names its product multivesicular body subunit 12Ba (gene mvb12ba). The transcript has 10 exons. NCBI's taxonomy places the organism in Eukaryota, Metazoa, Chordata, Actinopteri, Chaetodontiformes, Chaetodontidae. Gene Ontology annotation, biological process: virus maturation; viral budding; regulation of epidermal growth factor receptor signaling pathway. Bases 216 to 1103 code for a protein of 295 amino acids. Gene Ontology annotation, cellular component: late endosome; ESCRT I complex. The record is from RefSeq and is a predicted model, not a curated record.
UCCACUAAUGGCACCCUCCUGAAACCGCUAGCUGCAGAGCCACAAUGCAAAUAUUUACUAAGCAGCUUAUGUUUUGUGUUGGUUCGUUGUUUCCCAGUUUCGUAAAGAUGCGAGUCUCCCCGAAGCUGUGAAAAGGUGUAAGAGACGAUAGCACAGAAGAAAACACACGACGACCGAUCGGAUUCAACUGUUAACCUCGCAGGAACCCUCCAAAGAUGCCUGAAGUUCGGGAGCUUUCUGAAGCUUUGCCAGAGAUGCCCAUGGACCCAAUCACUGGAGUCGGAGUAGUAGCCUCCAGGAACAGGGCUCCCACUGGAUAUGAUGUGGUCUCUACAACAACAGACGGCCUGGAUGCUGACCUGUGGAAAGAUGGCCUUUUCAAAUCCAAGGUGACCCGCUACCUCUGCUUCACCAGGGUCUUCUCUAAAGAAAAUAGCCAUUUAGGCAAUGUUCUUGUGGACAUGAAGCUAAUCGAUAUAAAGGACACUCUACCUGUGGGUUUCAUUCCAAUCCAGGAGACUGUUGACACUCAGGAGCAGGCCUUCAGGAAGAGGCGACUCUGCAUCAAGUUUAUUCCACGGGACUCCACAGAGGCAGCCAUUUGUGACAUCCGCAUCCUGGGACGCUCCAAGCAGGCCCCUCCUCAGUACACCUUUAUAGGAGAGCUCAACAACAUGGGAAUCUGGUAUCGCAUGGGGAAUGUACCUCGGGCCCAGGACUCCACCCACACACCCACCACCAACAACAUCCAGAAUAUGAACUCCUCCUCCAGCUCAGCCCCGGUCCCAGCAGCUCCUUUGCCCAAGCAUAUUUCUAUGACUCUUCCGGCCAGCUUCAGAGGGAAGAACACUACCAGGCCAGAUUAUGAACACCAGAACUCCAACCUGUAUGCUAUCUCAGCAAUGGAUGGAGUGCCUUUCAUGAUCUCUGAGAAGUUUGCCUGUGCCUCGUCCGAUCUUCAGCAGGUGGAUCUGAUGGGUAUUACAAUCAAGUCACUGGCUGAGAUUGAGAAAGAGUAUGAUUACAGUUUCCGGACAGAGCACAGUGCAGCAGCUCGUCUCCCUCCCAGUCCAACACGGACCUCCCUGAGCUCUGAGGCCUGAGCAUGCCCUCCUAACCCCUCCCUAACAACACUCUCCUGUAUGGACACCAGAAGGAGAGACCUGUACACAACUACUGAGGACUUCACCACUACAGUCCCAAACAUCUGUACUAAAAACCAACAAGGACUCUGUGGGUCUGACUGAAACCACUAUAUACAAGAUUGAUGAGCUGGCCUAUGAGAGGGAAUCGCCCAUUGUUGGACAAAACAGACCUUUCUUGCUCAAGGAAAUCUUAAAAUUCAUUUCUUUUCCUAAACAGUUGUGAGUGUUGUUCCCUGUAAUUGAAAUAACCACUCUCCAUCUGAAGGACUUGUUACAAACAAGGUAAAAGGAUUAAAAGGAUGCUUUAUUCUGAAGGAGGGCACCUGUUGGGCCUUUGCUCUCUGAAAUGCAAUGAGGGCUGAGAGCAGCCAUCGUAUUCGCCUUCCUCGUUCGUGACACACCUGCUGCUCUGUCAUUGGCCUGAAUCAAGGCACCUGGAGGGCACAUCAUCCCAGUAUGUAUUGGUCUUCUUAAUGAGGAAUGAUUCUCAUUGUUCUCUAGAUGUUUCUGUAAUGUACUGGUGUGACAGUGAGUUCACUUUGUGUUUGGGAAUUUCAUUAUGGUUCCUGUUUGUGACAGAUAUUCUGUUAACCACUCCUUUACUGUUUAUAUAUGUGAGCCAAAAGCUCUGCUUACUUAUGGAACUGUUACAGUUUAAAGGUCGCUAAACCGAUGCACAGGUCACUGCUGGACUACACAUAUCACCGUCAGCCACAGUUCAUGUAAUGUCAAUGUAUUGCUGUUUUUUCGGGCUGGGUAUCAUUUUUCCAUAUUGGUGAGUUUUGGUACCAAUGCUAAAACAAUACUUUUUUCAUUACCUUACCCUUUAAUAACUAUGAAUAUAACGAUUUUUAAAACAAAUGUUCUUCAUGAAAAGAGGAACUCUCAUUUUAGCUCAUACGCCCCUCCAUCACAUGUGUAUGGCACAGCACAGUACAGCUCCAGUGUCCCUCACCGCUGUCUAAACCAAGCGUUUCAUUUUUAGUCAUCGAUUUCAGUUUGUCAACACAUUUGUCUAUAUCAGCAGUUUCAUUGAGGUUGAACUGCUGUUGGUCCCGCUCUGUCUGGAUGAUUUCUAUCUGGCUGCUGUUACACAGGCUCCUGAAGCUCCAUGCAGUCUAAGUGUCGAUGCUGAAGAUGCACUAGAAGAGCAGUAUUAGAUUGUGUGUGCACUUGGUGUUGUUUUGUUGAGGGUGUCUUUGACAACACAACAUACUCACAGAUGCCAUCUUUUGGUGCACAUUUCGAUCGAUGGUACCAAAACAUACACAGGUUUGAUAUCCAGCCCUAGUUUCUCUGCAUCAUCAGAGCGAUCCUCACUAUUUGCAGUUACUUUUCUAAGCACAAUGCUUACGCACAGAAAGAUGGUGCAGUGUAAGUGUCCCAAAUUGUAGUCAGUUUUUCAUGUUUUACUUUUCUUUUUAUUUGAAUACAUUGGUUACAUGUAAAACAGCUUUGUGCCUGCAGUGCAUGUUUAUCCUCCAACAAUGGUAGAUCUUUAAUUCAGCUUUUUCCCUUUUAAAAACCUUCUUCUUUUAGCUUGAAUCCAUUUCCAUAGUCUGAAACUUUAACUUAGCUUUUUUAUUUAUUUUUUUUACCCAUUUGACAUGUGAAGAUCACACAACUCUGAACCUCUACAGUUCAGUUCCAGGAAGGGUCAAUGCUGGGUCUGAGGGGCAGUGCAUCUUUAAUCCAGACAAACUCUUCACUUAUCCGCAGUCACUGCUCCCCAGCAACAAACACAUUGUACAACAGCAUUUGAUGUAGCAGCUUGAAGGGGCUGGCAUGGAACCAGUUUAGCCAGGUAACAACCAGUUCUUUGGCAAUGGAAGGGUUUCACAUGACUCAAAAUGCAGCUCAGGAACUGGCUCCAACCCAGGCUUGUCAUUGGUAGGAAGGUCCUGUGGCAAAAAAUGCUUUACAAAGAAAAAUAUUCAAUUAAAAAUAAAAACGUCAAAGUUAAUCAUCAAGGGAGAGUAUCAGGUAAUGCCAAUAACAUCGAUAAUGCCUGAUAAUUGUUUUUUAACAUAAACAGAUGACACAACCAAAAGGUAUCCUUUAAGCUUUGUUCUUAAGGAAUUGUGUGUGAGCGGGACAUUUUACAGUCCAGUAAUCAUCUUGUCUCUCUGGAGGACAAACUAUGUAAUGACAGCACGUUUCUAAAGACCUCAAACAGUUCUUGACAUUUCUGUGCUGAUGUUUCUUGUUGCUUAGGGGCAAACAUAGAUUUUGAUACAGAUUUUCCAGAAUUUCUCAAAUACUGUCCAGGGCCUCAUUUCCUCUGAUUUAGAAAUAUAUUUUAUCAUCUUUUUCAGAUCUGCUCCUGUUUUUAUUUGCUGUUUAUGCUAAAUCAAACCUCCAUGUUUACCAUGUCCACGUCAGCAGUGCCAUCAGUACAAGAGUGUUGUGACAUGCAGAAAUACUGCUCACUCAUUUCUACUUCUACGUUACUGACAAUUCAACUCAACCCUUCCUGCCAAUGCUUCAGAGGGCAGAAUGUGUUCCACACCCGCUGGAAGGACUCUAUUAAAUCCAAUCACGCAUUUAUUGCGACAUUACUCUCAAGUUCAGUCCAGCUAGUUGUCUCAACUACAUUUUUUUCUUUGUGAAAUCAGUAUUGUCUCAAAAAGCACCCAGGAUUUUGGUCAGGAACAAUGAUCCUGUUUCAUUUUGCUUCUUUCACUCCAUUUGUUUCAUAAGAUGGAUCUUAAAAUAUUUUUUUUACUUUUUUUCCUGCACAUGUCUGCAAUAUUAUCAAGUUAUAAAUGCAUGGACUUUUAGUUUCUAUUUUUGUUGGUCUAAUUUAUUAGUCAUUUCAGUAUUGUGACCCUGUUGUUUUCAGAAAUGUAACAUAGAAUUGUCAAUUGCACUGCUGACAUGUUUGAUGAGGGUGAACAGAGAAAUGGCUCAUUUCCAUGUGAAGCUGUGUGUGUUUGAGCUGAGUGUAUCAGCCUGCUCUGUGAUAAGCUACACAUGUAUCACUUCUCAGCUGUGGUGUUUACUUCCAGCCAGUUUUGCUGAAACAUUUAAUAGCUAAAUAAUAUGGCGUCUACAUUAACAACAAAUAACAAUCCUGCUUUGAUAUGUCUGUUAGUUUGCAUGCAUGGUGACAUGAGAUGUCAGAGGUUUCAAUAGGACGGUUAUUUUUGUAGUUUGUUAUUGAUCAAAAGUCACAGAUUUUGUCUCAUAGAUUUUAUUUACUGAAGAAUGAACAAAAUGGCAUCAGUUGAAUUUGUAUUAUAAGGAAGUUUCAUUAAACUAUGAUGA